AUGGACCCUCCGAAAGAAGGUUCCGGCGAGACCGGAAUCUCUGCCUCCGGGAAGCGUUUAAUGAAGGUUAAGCAGGAGAUCGGUGAGAAAAUGAAAAGAGACAAGAAGGAAGCCAAAGACUCAAUCGCGGGGAGGGUCGCCAAGCGGAUUCAAGAGGUCGUUAACCUCAUGGUUCAAGCUCACGGCCAAAAGGAGUUGGCCAGGGUUUGUUCCUCCGACGAAACUCCCGAAACCGCCCCGGAGGGUUGGUUUUGCAUUCACGAGAAGUAUAUCUCUAAAUGCCACCUCCGGUUUCCGCUUCCAGAUCUCCUGUUAGACCUUCUUGACCAUUAUCAACUGGCCCUCUCUCAACUCUGUCCCUCGGUUAUCCGAGUGAUAAAUGGUUUCAUUACCAGAGCUAAGGAGGAAGGGGUCGCCGUUGGACUGACCGAACUGAUGAGCCUCUACACGAUCAAGGAGAGCUCUAGUAAGGACGGUGGCAGUGAUAUCGAGGAUCCUCCUAAGCUUACUGAUAAGCUGUCUAGAGCUCUUUUUCGGAAGUUAUAUCAAAGUCCUAAUACUUGGACGUCUUUCACUGUCUCUCGCAUUGGAUCAGCUAGGUACCCGGAUCGAUACAACGCCAGGUUCCUUGACCCAAUUCCUGCUGAAGAUUUAGAAGGUCCUUUCGUGGUAGAUCUUUCGACUGGAGCUAGUACUUCUGAAACCAAAAAGACUCAAGCUCCCAAGAUGAGGCCUUCUUUCCGUUCCAGGAACAAACCCGCUGCAGCUGCCAGUGCUUCGCGAGGCAGCGAUAAGACCCAAGGAGGAGCCUUCCUUAGCUCGCUGAAGGAGGUCCUUGAUGAUGGGUCCUCUGUUCCUGCUAAGGAUGUUAACCCGGUUAAGCCCAAAGCUCAAGAUGUUGUUCCUCGUCCUGAGGUCCCGACAGUUGAAGCUAAUCCUCAAGCUGCUAGAGAUCCUCUCGAGGUCGAACCUCCGAGAAACAAGAGGUCUCGGACUGAUUUGGGAGAUAGGCCCACCAGAUUUCCUCCUCGUCUUCGCGGGGAGGGACCGUAG
This is a messenger RNA of Raphanus sativus (radish), 1053 nucleotides long. RefSeq lists its product as uncharacterized. The record is from RefSeq and is a predicted model, not a curated record. Lineage: Eukaryota; Viridiplantae; Streptophyta; Magnoliopsida; Brassicales; Brassicaceae. The transcript has 4 exons. Bases 1 to 1053 code for a protein of 350 amino acids.